GGUGGUGUUGGGUGGUGUAUGGGAUGGUGUUCAGUGGUGUAUGGGGUUGUGUUGGGUGGUUGUAUAUGUGUUGAGCUGUGUUUCCCGGAAGCUGCUAAAGUUACAAGCUGCUGUUUUUAGAGGAGGACUGACAUCCAAUCCACUGACAUUCCUCCGCCUUCCUGCAGUCCUGCUGGGGAAGUACCGCUCACAUCCUCCCAGAUACCCCUACAGACAGUACAGACACCACAGACACUACAGACACUACAGACACUGCAGACCCCACAGACACCACAGACACUACAGACACCACAGUCACACAGGUACUCGAACACCACGGACACUACCAUGUUGUGUUGCAGUGUAUCUGUGUCCUACCGUGUGGAACCAUAGGGGGCGCUGGACCGAGUCUUAGGGCGUAGAGGUGGAAUAAUGAGUACAUUAUAAAUACAUAACACAUGCUAAUGACCUCUACCAGAAAGGGAAGUGCUUCUUCACUGGAGAUGAGCUGCCAGGCGCUGAUGAGACCGGGCCGUUUGGACCGCAUCGUGUACGUCCCGCUCCCAGACGCCCAGACCCGCCGUGACAUCUUCAACAUCCAGUUCAGGAACACGCCGGUGUCCCCCGACGUCAGCCUGGACCUCCUGGUGGGCCGGACAGAGAAGUACUCCGGAGCCGAGAUCUCGGCGGUGGUGCGGGAGGCCGCUCUCCUGGCCCUGCAGCAGGACAUCACGGUGCAGCAGGUGACGGCGGACCACCUCCACGCCGCCCUGCAGGUGGUCCGGCCCCGGGUCCCCGACUCCCUCCUGCAGACCUACCGCCGGUACCAGCAGCAGAGCCCCGCCCCCUUCUGAGGCCCGCCUCCCAUUUGCCCGGCCCAACCACCUGACCUCAGUGUGUGAAUAUGUGAAUAUGUUUCAGCAGCAAUAAAAAUACAUUAUAAAAAAUGA
Messenger RNA from Gadus macrocephalus (Pacific cod), 929 nucleotides. RefSeq names its product ATPase family gene 2 protein homolog A-like. Gene Ontology annotation, cellular component: cytoplasm. Lineage: Eukaryota; Metazoa; Chordata; Actinopteri; Gadiformes; Gadidae. Gene Ontology annotation, molecular function: ATP hydrolysis activity. The record is from RefSeq and is a predicted model, not a curated record. The coding region runs from base 438 to 833 and encodes 131 amino acids. The transcript is spliced from 3 exons.